AGGCGCAGGAGGGGGCGGAGCCGCGGGAGCCGGGGAGCUGGGGAGCCGGAGCCCCGGGUCCCAGCGACUAAAGCCGGCUCCCCUGGCGGCGUCCUGAGGACCCGGCGUCGGCCUCCUCCCGCUCCCCGAGGCCGGAGAGUGGAUGCAGUGGGGGGUGGGGUGGGGGACAGCGUCGGAAUCCCGAGGACAGAAGGCAGAGGCCGUCCCCAGCCCGGAUUAUUGGAGGGGAGAGAGAGCCCCUAGUUUGGGGAGGGGGAGAGCUGGGCGUUGAGCGGCCCCCCGCAGCGCCGCUGCCCUCAGCCGAAGGGUAUCUGCCAGCUCUCCCCCUCCUGACGAGAAGACUCAAACGACCAAGGCCAGGGACCCCUGUCCUUCAGCCUCUGCAUCCCCUCACCCCCUCCUCCGCUCUGGGGCUGACCCAGGGAGGAGACCCAGUCCACCUCCCGCCUCUGCCCUCGAGAGGGACUGUCCUUCCACACCCCAGAGUGGGGGGCCCGGGCCCCAGGCUGCCUGAGCCCCGCUGCAAGGGCAGGGUCCCCCUGUUUGAGGAGGAAGGGCCUGGCCAGUUGCAGCUUCUUUCCUCCUGAGCUCCCCAGGCCUGUCGCUGCACCCCUCCGUAUUUAUUUCCCUGGCCCUCUGCCAGCUCCCCCAUCUCUCUCUGGGAUUCAGGCCUCCCUUCCUGACAUGGAGAGUAACCUGUCUGGCCUGGUGCCGGCCGCUGGGCUGGUGCCUGCGCUGCCUCCCGCCGUGACCCUGGGGCUGACUGCGGCCUACACCACUCUGUACGCCCUGCUCUUCUUCUCCGUCUAUGCCCAACUCUGGCUGGUGCUCCUAUAUGGGCACAAGCGUCUCAGCUAUCAGACGGUGUUCCUGGCACUCUGUCUGCUCUGGGCUGCCUUGCGUACCACCCUCUUCUCCUUCUACUUCCGAGAUACCCCUCGAGCCAACCGUCUGGGACCCCUGCCCUUUUGGCUUCUCUACUGCUGCCCUGUCUGCCUGCAGUUCUUCACACUGACACUUAUGAACCUCUACUUUGCCCAGGUUGUGUUCAAGGCCAAGGCCAAGCGCCGGCCAGAGAUGAGCCGAGGCUUGCUGGCCGUCCGAGGGGCCUUCGUGGGGGCCUCGCUGCUCUUUCUGCUGGUGAACGUGCUGUGUGCUGUGCUGUCCCGCCGGCGCCGGGCACAGCCCUGGGCCCUCCUGCUGGUGCGAGUCCUGGUGAGCGACUCCCUCUUUGUCAUCUGCGCGCUCUCUCUUGCUGCCUGCCUCUGCCUUGUUGCCCGGCGGGCGCCUUCCACCAGCAUCUACUUGGAGGCCAAGGGGACCAGUGUGUGCCAGGCGGCUGCAAUGGGUGGCGCCAUGGUCCUACUCUAUGCCAGCCGGGCCUGCUACAACCUGGCAGCCCUGGCCUUGGCCCCCCGGAGCCGGCUAGAUGCCUUCGAUUAUGACUGGUACAACGUGUCUGACCAGGCGGACCUGGUGAAUGACCUGGGGAACAAAGGCUACCUGGUGUUUGGCCUCAUCCUCUUUGUGUGGGAGCUGCUGCCCACCACCCUGCUGGUGGGCUUCUUCCGGGUGCACCGGCCCCCGCAGGACCUGAGCACCAGCCGCAUCCUCAAUGGGCAGGUCUUUGGCUCCCGUUCCUACUUCUUCGACCGAGCCGGGCACUGUGAGGACGAGGGCUGCUCCAGGGAGCGAGGCCGGAGCGAGAGCACCAGCAUGUCAGGCAGCCUAGGCUCCGGCAGCUGGUACGGCGCCAUCGGGCGGGAGCCAGCCUGGUGCGGGGGCAGCCAGACACGGACCACUCCUCUGCUCUUCUCCCAGGUGCUGGGACCGGGUGGUCACCACCACAGUCUCUACUCCACCCCACAGACGUGAUCCCCUUCUGUCCCCCUAGAACACCCAGACCCCAGUCCUCCCAUCCCAGCUCCUCCCCCCUCCAUGCCAAGUUCACCUGCUGCUUGUUGCCCAGGAUCGCGGGAGGCUAUGGCCGCCUCUUCCCCCCUGGCCAGCUCCUUGGUACUCUUGUCGUAGUGAGCUUGUGCUGUCCCCUAGGAUGGGGGGCAUGGCCCUGGCUGCCAGAUGCACCUUGGCAUGACCUGCCGCCUUGCUUCUACACUGGAGCCAGCUACCUCUCCUGCACCUGCCACUCAAUAAACAGUGUCUGUGCCCCUCA
Molecule: messenger RNA, 2173 nt
Organism: Suricata suricatta (meerkat)
Lineage: Eukaryota; Metazoa; Chordata; Mammalia; Carnivora; Herpestidae
Gene: GPR137
Product: G protein-coupled receptor 137
Exons: 7
Coding region: 685-1875 (396 amino acids)
Biological process (GO): regulation of autophagy; positive regulation of TORC1 signaling; negative regulation of bone resorption
Cellular component (GO): lysosomal membrane
Source: RefSeq, a predicted model, not a curated record